AUGGCUGAUAAAGUUGAAACCCCCGUUGUUGAAAAACAAGAAGAAACUGUCCCUGUUGAAGGAGCUGCUAAGGAAGGUGGUGAAAAUGCUUCUAAGAAAGCUCAAAAGAAGCUUGAAAAGGAACAAGAAAAGGAAAGAAAGAGAUUAGAAAGAGAAGCCGCCUAAUUGAAGGAAUAGGAGGAAAAUUGGCUUAAGGAACUCAAGGAAGAUACUCUUAAGGAAAACUACGGAGAUUAUAUCCUUGUUCAAAGUCAAGAAAAGACUGACAGAAAGUGGAUUUAGGUUUUGAGUAUUGAUGAAUCAAUGGUCGGUUAAACCGUCUUGAUCAGAGCAAGACUCCAAAAUUCUAGAGUUAAGGGUAAUGUCGGUUUCUUAGUUUUGAGAUAACAAUUUUCUACCAUCCAAGCUAUGAUCUCUAAGAACGACGUCACUGUUUCUAAGACCAUGGUUAAAUGGGUUGGUAAGGUUCCUUGUGAAUCUAUCGUUGAUGUUUACGGUGUUGUCUCUAAGCCUGAAACUGAAAUUAAGAGUACUUCAUGCAAACUUGAAUUGAUUGUCAACAAGGUUUAUGUUGUCUCUCGUUCAAGAGCUCAACUUCCUUUCCAAUUAGAAGAUGCUGCUAGAUAAUAAAAGAAGGAAGAACAAUUAGCUGAAUACAAUAACAAUGAAGGUGAUAUUGAAGAAUCUAAGGAUAAUUAAGCCAGUGUCUCCAUUAAAACUCGUUUAGAUAACAGAAUUAUUGAUUUAAGAACUCCUGCCAAGCAAGCUAUUUUCAGAUUACAAUCUGGUAUCUGCCAAUUAUUCCGUGAAUACUUACUUUCAUAAGAUUUCGUUGAAAUUCACACUCCUAAGCUUAUUGGUGGUUCUUCUGAAGGUGGUGCUAACAUCUUCAAGUUGAAGUAUUUCGAUAAGGAUGCUUGUCUUGCUUAAUCUCCUUAACUCUACAAGUAAAUGUGUAUCUAAUCUGACUUCGAAAGAGUCUUCGAAAUAGGUCCCGUUUUCAGAGCUGAAAAAUCAUUCACCCAUCGUCACAUGUGUGAAUUCACUGGUUUGGAUAUUGAAAUGUCCAUUAAAGAAAACUACCAUGAGCUUCUUGAUCUUAUGGGUGAUUUAUUCGUCCACAUCUUCAAGGGCUUAGAAACCAAAUACAGCAAGGAAAUCGAAGCUAUUUAAUAAUAAUUCCCCUUCGAACCUUUCAAAAUUAAAACCCCUGUUGUUAAACUCACUUUCGAAGAAGGUUGCAAACUCUUAAAAGAAGCUGGUAUUGAAUAAAACCCCUUAGAAGAUUUAGAUACUGUUACUGAAAAGAAGCUUGGUGACAUCGUCCGUGAAAAGUAUGAUACUGAUUUCUAUAUGCUCCAUAGAUAUCCUAUCUCUGCUAGACCUUUCUACACCAUGCUUUGCCACGAUGAUCCUAACUACACUCUUUCUUACGAUUUCUUCAUGAGAGGUUAAGAAAUCACCUCAGGUGCCUAAAGAAAUCACGACCCCGUUUCUCUCGCUAAGCGUGCUGCUGAAUGUGGUAUCAAUGUAGAAACUAUUAAAGAUUAUAUUGAAUCUAUGGCUUUCGGUGCUUAUCCUCAUGGUGGUUGUGGUAUUGGUCUUGAAAGAGUUGUUUUCCUCUACUGCGACCUUUACGAUAUUAGAAACGGUUGCUUAUUCCCCAGAGAUCCUAAAAGAAUUGCUCCUUGA
This is a messenger RNA of Tetrahymena thermophila SB210, 1692 nucleotides long. RefSeq names its product aspartyl-tRNA synthetase protein. Gene Ontology annotation, molecular function: RNA binding; ATP binding; aspartate-tRNA ligase activity. Gene Ontology annotation, biological process: aspartyl-tRNA aminoacylation. Lineage: Eukaryota; Ciliophora; Oligohymenophorea; Hymenostomatida; Tetrahymenidae. The record is from RefSeq and is a predicted model, not a curated record. Gene Ontology annotation, cellular component: cytosol; cytoplasm; aminoacyl-tRNA synthetase multienzyme complex. The transcript is spliced from 2 exons.